This is a messenger RNA of Rhopilema esculentum, 2451 nucleotides long. RefSeq lists its product as uncharacterized. The record is from RefSeq and is a predicted model, not a curated record. NCBI's taxonomy places the organism in Eukaryota, Metazoa, Cnidaria, Scyphozoa, Rhizostomeae, Rhizostomatidae.
UGCUUCUGAAAUGUAAAAAGGCGUAAAGCAGCCAACCAUUUUCAUUCUAUCAGAGAAACGCGAAAAAACAGCAGUACUUGGCAAACAAUAUGGUGUUGCAAGUUCGAGUUUUUGUUUUUCUCGCGGUCUUCUCUUGUUUGGCUACACUUUCAAAAGGUUUGACUUUUGAAGACUUCUUUGAAGAGCUAGACCGAAAUGAUGGGCGAACUGAUUAUAUGGCUGACCCAGAGAAAGAGUACGAUGGACCAAGGACAGCACAGCAACGGAAAGACUGGGUUGGCUACCACAAAAUGAUGACAUUUUAUCAACAGAGUAUCAACUACUUCCUCUCCAAGAAUUGUCCAGUCUGCGUUCAAAAGAUGAAGCCUAGGCUUAAGGUGAUCAAGAAAAAGGUUUACGUAAAGCAAGCAUGCAAAGUGAAGAAAAUAUUUGUCAACAACUGUACAAAGCCAGGCUCAUCUCCGAAGCUCCCAUCUAAACCUGCACCACCGCCGCCAGCUAAACCUGCACCACCACCGCCAGCAAAACCGGCACCACCACCGCCUGCAAAACCGGCACCACCACCGCCUGCAAAACCGGCACCACCACCGCCAGCUAAACCUGCACCACCACCGCCAGCAAAACCGGCACCACCACCACCUGCAAAACCUGCACCACCACCGCCUGCAAAACCUGCACCACCGCCGCCAGCAAAGAAACUUGAGCAAGGAGGAAGGACUUUGGGGCCCUGCGGAGACAUUUGUGAAGGAUUUAAACUGAGUCACAGAGGCUGCUAUCACGACAGACACGUGCGACACAAAAGACCAAUGCCAAGGUUGCUCGAGUCGAUGAGAUCCAAAAAAAGCAAGGUGUAUUUUGGAUUUAUGCUCAAGUGGAAGAAGUAUGAAGAGUCUUUGUCAACGUUUAUCUGUAGAUGCGCCAAGCGCGCAAAGAAGCAUGGAUACAAAGCAUUUGGUAUCGAGUACUUUGGAGAAUGCUGGAGUGGACCUAAAGCGCAUUUGCAUUACAAGAGAGACGGCAAAACUAAAAGAUGCAUCAACACUUCAUUUAAAACAUGCAACACCAAAAAGGAUUGUCGCUGCACUGGUGUACAACAUUCACUUUCUGUUUAUUUUUUUGAUUACUUAUCAAACAAUAAAUCUAUUCUAAUACCCUUUUCGACACCAGCCAACCUUGAAGCGCAAAACCCUAUGAAACUUCUGGAUGAGCUUUCGAUGACCGCGUUUGGGAUGGAGCAAGGGAUCAUAACUCUCUUACUUUUGGCACUGUUCACGUCUUUGGUGACAUAUUCUAAAGGCCUGACAUUUGAAGACUUCUUUGAAGAGCUGGACAGGCGUGAAAAUGGUGCAAGAGACCCCGAGGAGCUGCAUAACAAGCUCGACCCGACUGAUGCACAAGUUGAUAAUCUUACAGAGCAAGAAGAAGAGUACGAUUGGACAGAGGCUGCACAACGAAGAAAAGACACAGUUGGCUUCACCAAAAUGCUGACAUUCUAUCACGAGAGCGUCAAUUAUUACCUCACCAAAAAUUGCCCCGCAUGUACCAGUAGAGUAAAAAAUCCUAAAGUUAUUGAAAAGAAGGUUUAUGUGAAAACAAAAUGUAAACCAAAGAAAAUAUUUGUUAAUAACUGCUCGGAAGUAACCAAACCCCUAAAGCCUCCUACAAAACCGUCACCUCCAUCUAGACCGUCACCACCUCCAUCUAAACCGUCACCACCGCCAGCUAAACCUGCACCACAACCGCCAGCUAAACCGUCACCACCGCCAGCUAAACCUGCACCACAACCGCCAGCUAAACCGUCACCACCACCAGCUAAACCUGCACCACCGCCAGUCAAACCUCCAUCACCACCGACGAAACCUGCAAAAUCACCAGCUACGCCUACACCGCCAUUGAUUAAACCUCCACCGCCGCCAGCUAAACCAAAGCCGAACGGUGGAACGCAAAAUUCCUGUGGAGGACUGUGCAAAGGAAUAAGUCUGAGAUACAGAGCCUGUUUCCGCGAUAGGAGCAGACGACAUAGAAGGACCAUGCCAAGAUUGCUGGAAACCAUGAGGUCAAAAUCGAGCAGAUUCUUUUCUGGUUUCGUCGUCAGACGUACUAACUUCAAAAAAGCAUUGUCAGUAUUCAUAUGCAGAUGUGCAAAGCGAGCCUUGAAGCUGGGAUAUCGGGCAUUUGGAAUUGGAAACUACGGCGAAUGUUGGAGUGGUCCAUACGCACAUUCUAACUUCAGCAAAGGGGGUCCAUCAACAGGCUGCAUCAAUACGUCAAUCAAGAGAUGCAGGCGUAAAACAAACUGUCCAUGUACUGGAAAGAAAGGUUCACUAUCUGUGUAUGCAGUUCGCAGGCACAAAACUAAGAAUUAGCAAUGAUUUGCUAUAAUCAAUUACAUUUAGCAUUGUUCACUGUCAUUGUUUUCUCCGUUAUCAAAAAACAUCUAUGAGAAUAUCA